GGUCUGUUCACAUGUGUAUUGUAUACGUGUACUGUAAACCAAGCUUACAUAAGCAUGACUAUAGAGGGGUUAUUGAAGCGUUUAUAAACGGGUAUUUACACUGAACACGUUUGUGUACAUGUGUUGGUUAGGCACAGCACAGUUCGGACGAUAUGUGUAUUGUGUGAUCAGGGAGGCUUCAAAGUGAAGGGUACAUCACGGAAGAACAUGAAAUAUCAGCUAUAAACAAGUGAACACACACAAUUUUCGAUAUUGUAUCUUACACAGCUGGAUUAACAAAUUAAAUAUGGCCAUGAAUGGAACCAGCAGAAAUAUGACUGGAGAGAAAUCAAGUAAUCAUUAUGAUAAAGUGGAAAAGAAACCCUUCAUCAUUACAAGGAUGUUAAACAAGAUCACAUCUUCAAUGGAAAAUGGAUUUUAUAUGCUUGGAAUGCUGAUUGGAAAUCAUCCGUUGAAAAGUGUACUACUGAGUGGUUUCGUGGUGGGAAUAUUUGCACUCGGUGUGUUAAACUUCACAGAAGACACAGACUCCGACACUCUCUGGGUUCCAUCUGAUGCAGAAGUAUUCCAGGACAAAACGUGGGUCUCGGCCAACUUUCCCAGUACUCUUCGCACCGUCAGUGUGAUAUUUGUUUCGAGUAACGUCUUAAGUACAUCAGCAGUUCAAGCAAUGAACACCCUCUACAAAAGCAGUCUUGGAUUGACAACAUCUUCAGGAAAAAACUACACAGAUGUUUGUUUCAAGUCUGGCUCCAACUGUUUGGUGAACAGCGUCCUUGAACUUUGGAGCUACAAUGAUGCCAAUAUAGUUGCGGCUAGCGCAACUGACAUCCUCAAUACGAUAAACACCGCCACUGUUAGUCCUCUGUAUGGUCGGCCGUUUGAUGUGACAACCGUGUUGGGGAGUAUAUCCUACAGUAGUGGCACCACGGUCAGCGCUGCUGAAGCGGCCAAAAUAACCUUCUUUCUAAAUGGAGAUAGUACAAACAAAGAUGAAUCUAUGGCCUGGGAAACCAAGAUGGUAGACCUGGUGCAGAAUACACAGAACAGUGCUAUCUCCGAUUACUAUGUCCUGGCCACUAGGAGUUUUUCAGAUGUAGCCAGUGAUGCAAUAGGUGGGGACAUAUCUUUACUCAGCGCUGGCUACAUGAUAGUAAUAAUUUACAUCAUCAUCAUCCUUGGCAGAUUCAACUGUCUUGAUUUCGGGCUGGGUAUUGCAGUGUGUGGAAUUCUGGUGAUAGGGUUGUCGUUGGGAUUUUCAUACGGACUUGCAUCUGCUGCUGGCUGGAAGUACACUCCACUGCAUUCCAUUCUUCCUUUCCUCCUACUGGGUAUAGGUGUGGAUGAUCUGUUUGUGAUCAUGGGUGCCUACAAAAGUCUGCCGAUUGGGUAUCUGGACAGACCCAUUCAUGAGCGAAUGGCAAUGACCCUGAAGCAUGCGGGAGUGUCCAUCACUGUCACAUCCCUCACUGACAUGUGUGCUUUCGGAAUAGGUGCCACGACAGUACUGCCAGCACUGCGAUCGUUCUGUGUGUUCUGCUGCUUGGGUAUACUGGCGCUGUUUCUGAUGGCGGCCACCUUCUUCGUCGGCUGUAUUGCUCUUACAGCUAAGAGACGUGACGCUGACAGAAAUUCGUUGGUAUGCUGCUACCGACACAAUGCAGACUAUCGGCCGAACGAAUGCAGUAAAACAGAGCUCUUUGUCGCAGCAAUUAAGAAGUUUUACGCACCAACUUUGAUGCGUCUACCUGUGAAGAUAGCUGCUAUGGUUGUGACCGCUAUCUUCCUUGGAUUUGGUAUUUGGGGGUUUGUGGUGCUGAAGCAAGACUACAACCCCAUCUGGUUCAUUCCCUCCGACUCCUAUCCCUACAAGUAUGACGGUGCUAGUAACAAGUACUUCAACACGGGUGCUCAGGCCUCCGCCUACUGCAAAAACAUUGAUUACUUCUCAAGUAAGACCCAGUUCGAUUCCCUGUACACCCAGCUGACAGGUAGCAGCUACAUAUCCACUGGGUCAACAGACAGCUGGUUCAAGUCCUUCACUGACUGGCUCAGUACCACCAGUACUGCCUCCGUCACCUCCAGGUUGGAUGGCUCUAAAUACCCAACUACCUCGACAAACUUUUAUGAUCUGCUGUACGAGUUUGUGACGACGGAGGCGACAGGGCUGCGUCACAGAAGUGAGGUAGUGUUCACCAACAACUCCGGAGUCCUUGGCGUGUCCGCAUCCUACAUAAAAUUCACGCACAUAGUUUUAACCGACUCCACAAGUAAGAUCAACGCUAUGGAGAAUACCAUGAGUAUUGUGUCCGACCUCUUCUCCGACGACAACUGUUUCGCCUAUGGCAGACUGUAUUUACAGUGGUACACAAACAAGGUUAUCCAGACCGAGUUAUACAGGAACCUGGGACUAGCUGCCCUCUGUGUGUUUGUAGUCUGCCUCAUCCUCAUAGCCAACCUCUUCACAAGCCUUAUGGUCCUUUCCUGUGUCAUCUUCACGCUGCUGGAUGUCGGUGGGAUGAUGAACUUCUGGGGACUGACCAUUGACACAGUGACCAGUAUCAUCCUAAUCCUGGCCAUUGGUCUGGCAGUAGAUUACUCCGCUCAUAUUGGCCAUUGUUUUAUGACAUUUACUGGGGACAGAAAUGCUCGCGUUCGUGCCACCCUUGUUGAGAUGGGAAGCCCAGUGUUCAGCGGGGCUUUCAGUACGUUCCUGGCAUUCAUCCUCCUAGCCUUCAGCAAUAGCUACGUGUUUACCACAUUUUUCAAGGUGUUUCUGCUGGUAGCAGUGUUUGGGGUGUUCCACGGAUUAGUGUACCUACCCGUGCUCCUCAGCUGGAUAGGACCCUUGCCAUACAUGACUGCCGAACGCGGGGAGAGUGGAGCAGGGGAGGUGGAACUGAGAAUCACAUCAGCUGACCUCAACCAUAAAUCACGCUCAUCGUUACAAGGAGAAACUAAUCUAGCAAUGGAAAAUAAGCAUGAUCUCCAAUUUUCCAAACCACCUGUGAAGAGUCAUGUUAAUGGACGAGGCAAGGAUAGGGGUGUGGAGCCACCACCUGACUACAACCCAGAGGUGGUGCAACGACCCACAAACAUGCCAGUUACCGCCAUCCCAAUGAACUAUCACAGACACGAUCAUAUUUCAGACAUUCCGCCAAUGCACCCCUAUCGUGGACGCGAGAGAUUUCUAAAUCGGCAAUGGCAGUAUCGUCCCCAGGACGAGUACAGCUAUUGGUAUUAUACCAAUUAUCCUUACUCUCCUGAUUAUUAUAACCAGUAUUAUUAUAACAACCAAUAUUAUUAACAUUGAUUGUACCAUAGGGUUUUUAUCUACUUUUACAUGGAUUAGGGAAGCAAGAAAAUAUCUAAUAUGCUGAGAAUUAAAAUUUGAUAAAAAAAAAAGCAGUGAACUGGUAUGUCUGUGCUAUGUAACCAGGUCUAUAUUACUUUCAGUUCAUUACUAUCAUUUUCUACAAAAUACUUGGCUUGUACAUGCACAUCAAUAUUUCUGACUGAUCUGAUUUUAGUAUUUGUAAUCCAGAAUAUCUAUAAAUAACCAGUUUUGCAUCCAUCAAUUGUGACAUCAUGUCCCUAUUGUAAUUAUAAGUUAUUGUUUUAUGUUUGCCUUUUUUCAUUAUCCAAUGAAAUACCUUGUUACAUCACAAAUUAUUAGAAUAAUGAUUUGUUCAAGGUUUUUGAUUUCAUUUCAAUGACAAUCUACCUAACCCAUCCUAGCAUGCACCACCCUUCAAGUAACUGCACAAUGUAUUUUGUAUCAAACUAAUAUUUGUUCUAUUUUCCUAAUCAGGAAAAUAGAUGGGAUUCGGAAAAUUCUGCAAUCAAAAAGGUGGAAAAUGUCAUUCUUGUCAGUUAGUUGUACAAUGUAAUAUGUAUGAAUUAUAUUGCUUUAAUUGCGUCCAGAAUGUUUUACUAUGUACAACAUACGCAACAUCUACAGAUAACAAUAGCUAGUUUAUACACUUCUUUGAUUGUUAUCCCCGAUAGGCAUUUCUCUGUAAACCUAUUUAUGACAGGUGUGUAUAUAUAUAUAUAUAUGCGUGUGGUGCUCAUGGUUAACGACAUGUACUUAGCAGGGCCUUUCCUGACAAGUUCAUGUUCUAGUUAUGCCUGUCAUGAAGUUUUUUAAAUGUAUCA
Messenger RNA from Mizuhopecten yessoensis (Yesso scallop), 4158 nucleotides. RefSeq names its product protein patched homolog 1-like. The coding region runs from base 287 to 3307 and encodes 1006 amino acids. Gene Ontology annotation, cellular component: membrane. The record is from RefSeq and is a predicted model, not a curated record. The transcript is spliced from 20 exons. Lineage: Eukaryota; Metazoa; Mollusca; Bivalvia; Pectinida; Pectinidae.